Molecule: messenger RNA, 2966 nt
Organism: Salmo salar (Atlantic salmon)
Lineage: Eukaryota; Metazoa; Chordata; Actinopteri; Salmoniformes; Salmonidae
Source: RefSeq, a predicted model, not a curated record
UACUAUGAGCCUUCAUACAGUACCUUAGAGAAAAAACACUGCUGAGUCCUGGAGCGGGGCGGCGCUGCCUCCUCUCCUCCCCCCGGCUCAUGGCCCUUUCUAGCGGGAAGGCUGGCCCAGGGCGUGCGCUACCCUUUCCAGAUUCCAAAAACACGGAGGGGGACGCAGGGGGAUACGGACAGAAAGAAAUAUAGAUCUCUUCACUCAAAGGAAAAGGAGAGUGCAUUCGGACUAUAAGGUAUAACUUCCCUCAAACCGCAGAGCACGGCCUUCGUAUUAAGAACAGUGUUCCAUCCGUGGUACCAAGCCAGGGAGAUGCCCAAACCGACGACAUGUCCCUUCCCAGGCUCCCCUCUGUGGCUGGCAUCCGUUGCUCUGAUGGUGCAGUCGGUGAUCUCCACUUCUUCGACCUACCGGAGACCUGCACCGGGCGGCGGGGGGAAGAGAACAGGGUUAAUGGAGAGGACGCUGAUUCUGCUGGAUGUCAACACCCGCAGUCCAGUACAAGUUCUAAACGACAACUUCCUCUCUUUACAGUUGGAUCCGUCCAUUAUAAAGGACGGGUGGCUGGACUUCCUGAGUUCCAAGCGUUUAGUAACCCUAGCCCGAGGACUGUCCCCGGCCUAUCUGAGGUUCGGAGGAAAGAGAACCGACUUCCUUCAGUUUCACAACCGGAAGAACCAUGCCAAGUUCAGAGGCCCCGGCCCAGAUCACUACCUAAAGAACUACGAAGAUGACAUAGUGCGUAGUGACAUCGCCCUGGACAAACAGAGGGGCUGUAAGCUGGUCAACCACCCUGACAUGAUGCUGGAGCUGCAGAGAGAGAAGGCAGCUCAGAUGCAGCUUGUCCUCCUCAAGGAACAGCUCUCCAACCUCUACAGUAACAUCACAUUAACAGCCAGGUCUUUAGACAAACUGUAUAACUUUGCCGAGUGUGCUGGUCUGCAUCUGGUCCUGGGGCUCAACGCCCUGCAGAGAAGCCCUGACUUCUCCUGGAACUCCUCCUCAGCACUCAGCCUCCUCAAAUACAGCGCCGGGAAGAAAUACAACAUCUCCUGGGAACUGGGCAAUGAGCCUAAUGGCUACCGAAGCAUGGUGGGUCAGACAGUUAACAGUACCCAGCUAGCCAAGGACUACACCCUGCUGAGAACACUACUGCAAUCUGUACGCUACUACAGCCGAGCACACCUUUACGGCCCUAACUCUGGACUACCACGCAAGAACGCCAUUCUGCUGCUGGACGGGUUCAUGAAGAACGCUGGUUCUGUUGUGGACGCUGUAACGUGGCAACAUUACUACAUGGAUAGCAGAGUGACCAAAGUAGAGGACUUUAUGAAGACUCGCCUGCUGGACACCCUGACCGAACAGAUCACUAAAGUACUCAAGGUAGUGAAUAGCCAUGCUCCUGGUAAGAAGGUGUGGUUGGGUGGAGUGGGUCCGGCGUGGGCUGGAGGAACCAACAACCUCUCUGAUACCUACGCUGCUGGCUUUCUGUGGCUGAACACUCUGGGUAUGGCAGCGAUGCAGGGGAUUGACGUGGUCCUGAGACACUCGUUCUUCGACUAUGGAUACACACACCUCGUAGACCAGCACUUCAACCCACUGCCGGACUAUUGGUUCUCACUGGUGUUCAAGCGUCUGGUGGGCCCCAGGGUGUUGGCAGUGCGGGUAGCAGGCUUACAGAGGAAACCACGGCCAGGGAGGGUCAUCCGAGACAAACUACGCAUUUACGCCCAUUGUACCAGCUUCCACAAUCAUAACUACGUGAGAGGGUCCAUAACGAUCUAUAUCAUCAACCUGCAUCGGUCGAGAAAGAAAAUCAAGCUGGCGGGAACCUUACGUAACAAGACUGUCCAUCAGUACCUGCUGCAGCCCUACGGAACAGACGGACUACACGCCAGGUCAGUCCAGUUGAACGGAGAAAAGUUGCUGAUGGUGGACAACGAGACGUUCCCGGAAUUGAAGCCUCAGACGCUGCGGUCGGGGAGGACGAUAGCCAUGCCCCCUAUGACCAUCGGCUUCUAUGUCAUCAAGAACAUCAAUGCUUAUGCCUGCCGCAGAUAAUCCUCAGCAUACUCCUCCUCACCCUUUACCCCUCACCCUCACCCUUCACCCCAUACUCCUCACCACUCACCCUACAGCCCUCAUCCCCACUCCUUACCACUCACCCCUCACCCCCACUCCUUACCACUCACCCCUCACCCCCACACUCCUCACCACUCACCCUUCACCAUUUACCUCCACACUCCUCACCCUUUCCUCCCUACACUCCCUACCUCACACCCUAGCCAUCACCCCUUACCCCUCCUUCUCACCCCUCAUCACCCACACCGUUGCCUAGUACCGGACCACCCCCUCACUGCUCACCUCUCACUACCUUAUCCCUAGUCCCUAGCCCUUAGUUUUUACCUUUUGGUUCCUUAUCACUAGUCCCUGGUCUGACUCAGAAAGGCUUGCCCUUUGUCCCAGACAAGGGUUGCACUGAAUACCUUUCAAUAGCUCUCUGAACUGUCUCCCCAUGUGCUACAAGACGGACAGGGAUGAUUCUAUUAUUGGGAUUUUGUAUUGUUUUGUAAAAGGUUAUUGAGUUUUGUUAUGACAGAACUGUUAUUUCAGAAGGUUGUACCAUCCUCCAUGUCCAACUAGACUUGUUUUCCAUGUCUUUGAUCAUCAGAUCCACUAACGGACACUCAGAUUUCUAUCUGCCAACAACUCUUAUUGUUUCCCCUGCAAACUCCUUUCAACUCUUUGUUGUUGAUACUCUGAAGCUCCUGGCAGACGGAGAGACAGAAAGAAGAGAAAACCUGAAGAAAACAAAACCAGUCAACCGCAGGACGUGUGUCAGCCCCAGUAGCCAUGUCUGCUGUCUGACUGAAUCAUCACUGUGUAUGGUGUGGUGUGGUGUGGUGUGGUGUAGUGUGGUAUGGUGUGGUGUGGUGUGGUGUGGUGUGGUAUAGUGUGGUAUG